AUGGAUAAAGUUGGACGUGUAUUCAACGGCCCGGACAGAGAGGUACCCAUGCGGGUAGUUGUCUGUGGCCUGCCACGAACUGGAACCAUGAGCAUGCGACUGGCUCUACACCAGCUAGGAAUUUACCAAUGCUAUCAUAUGCUGAGUGUCCUGGGUGACUUGGACAAUCAGCCGAACAUGUGGAUUAGUGCUUUUGAUGCCAAGUAUGGCUCCAAGGGUAAAUGGCCCUGGAGUAGGGAAGAUUGGGACAAGAUUCUGGGCCUCUCACAAGCCUGUUGUGAUAUGCCUGCGGCGGUCUUUAGCGUCGAAAUUGCAAAUGCAUACCCCGAAGCGAAAGUCGUCAUACUGAACCGAGACGCCGAUGCAUGGUAUGAAAGCGUGCAAUCCACCAUUACCAACGCAAUGAAACCAAAGACAGUGUGGGGAAUGAUUAGCACUCUUUACAUGGCUGCCCUUGACUCUCGGCAGCGCAACUGGAUGCGAAUGGGGAUGACCAUGGGCAAAUAUCUCAUCACAUUGGACGAUCCAAAGAAAAAGGGAGAAACAAUUGCAUGGUUUCAUGAGCAGUACAAGGGAUUUCGCGACGGCAUCUUAGAAGAGCGACGCAUUGAAUUCUCGGUCAAGGACGGAUGGGCGCCACUCUGCGAACAUCUCGGCUUGCCUAUCCCUCUAGUCUUGGAUAAGGCAUCAGGAGAAAUGGUUGAGGCGCCGUUCCCGCAUGUCAAUGAUCGAGAGACAUGGUUGAAGAACUUUAAAGAAAUGAGGGCAAAGAUGGCAAUUGUUUGCCAUAAAACCUUGUUCAAUAUACUUUGCCCGCUCGCUGCCGUAGUUCUUCUCGGCUGUCUAAUUUGGAAGGUAGCUAGGUAG
Messenger RNA from [Torrubiella] hemipterigena, 867 nucleotides. Lineage: Eukaryota; Fungi; Ascomycota; Sordariomycetes; Hypocreales; Clavicipitaceae. The record is from the annotation of a GenBank genome assembly.